This is a messenger RNA of Neospora caninum, 975 nucleotides long. RefSeq lists its product as hypothetical. Gene Ontology annotation, biological process: proteolysis. Gene Ontology annotation, cellular component: extracellular region. The record is from RefSeq and is a predicted model, not a curated record. The coding region runs from base 1 to 975 and encodes 324 amino acids. The transcript has a single exon. Lineage: Eukaryota; Apicomplexa; Conoidasida; Eucoccidiorida; Sarcocystidae. Gene Ontology annotation, molecular function: protein binding.
AUGAGGUCCGCAGCCGUUUUUGCAGUCGCCGUUGCCGGCGUAGUGUCCCGGUUCCCGACUCUUGGCGAAGCGGUGCGCAUCAGAGGCUGGUCGAGCAUGGCUUCCGAUAAGCCCGCCGGGGUGGCCUUCGUUGAGGCAGGCGCCAGAUUCGGACAAGAGUACGAGGAGAUUGAUGUGCAUACUGGCUUAGAUGGUUCCUUCUUCCUUUCCAUUAACGGCGCCGCAGCUCCGGAUCGUGAGCCGGAAGUCCCCGAAGAGGUUCCGGAAACCCCUGAACAGGUUCCGGAAGUCCCCGAACAGGUUCCGGAAACCCCUGAACAGGUUCCGGAAACCCCUGAACAGGUUCCGGAAACCCCUGAACAGGUUCCGGAAACCCCUGAACAGGUUCCGGAAGAACAGGUUCCGGAAACCCCUGAACAGGUUCCAGAAGUUCCUGAACCUGAACCUGAGGAACAUGAGCCCAGCCAGCCGGAGGCCCCAGUGUUUGAAACUGUCACACUCCCUCCCCGUUCGGAGGAGACUGACCAGCGAUACGUCUGCAUCCGCAGGGGCUACGCUUCAGCAGCCUGGGCCACGACUGAACAACAGAAUGUCACUCUCGACGCUUGCAUGCGAGCCUGCCAAGCUGAAGACUCGUGCACCCACUACACCUUCGAUGCUGAGACCAAGCACUGCAAGCUCCAAAGUGGAGAACCUGUGUUCCAGGAAACUGCGCACGUUGUCACUGGAGCUCGCACCUGCGAUGACAGCUGCUAUCAGCGGAAUGUUGACUACGCGGGCGCACCGGAUGUAGGUAGCCCGAUCAACACACCCUUCGUCGUCGACUGCCAAGUUGCAUGCACCGCCAGCAGCAUUUGUGCGGCUUUCGUCUACAAAACCGCCGAAAACACAUGCCACUUCAAGGGACCUGGCUAUGAGGUUCACCGCGCGGAGGCUAACGGUACCGUUGUCGGCAAGAAGAGGUUCUGUGUUUAA